AUGUCUUGGAAUAUAAGGGGUCUGAAUCGCCCCCUGAAACAAAGCGAAGUUCGUAAAGUUCUUGCUGAUAAUAAGUUAAAAGUUUGUGCAAUCUUGGAAUCACAUGUGAAUGUGACUAAGCUGGGAACCAUCUGUAAUAGUGUCUUUCAAAAUUGGAACUGGACGUCUAAUGGGGGUUUAUGUAGCAGGGGCACGAGAAUAAUAUUGGGUUGGGAUUCUGAUGUGGUGGAUCUUAUGGUGCUUGCUCAAACUGAUCAAGUUAUUCACACGCAGUUGCUGGAUAAGGCUAAUAAAAAAGUUUUAUUCUGCUCUUUCGUGUACGCGGAAAAUAAGUAUCAAGAUCGUAGAAGUCUUUGGGAGAGUUUAUGCAAUCAUAAAAGCUUAUGUCAUGAUAAACCAUGGGUUGUUAUGGGGGAUUUUAAUGCUACGCUUCAGCUCGAGGACUCUCUUUAUGGAACAUCGCAACAAUCGAUAAGCAUGAGUGAGUUUAAAGAUUGUGUUCAGUUUUUGGAGUUGUUGGAUAUUCAGGGGCAUGGUCUUCGGUUUACUUGGAACCAACGACCCAAAGAUGGAGUGGGUCUUCUUAAAAAGAUUGAUAGAGUCAUGGGUAAUAUUCAGUUCUUGGACUUAUGGCCGAAUGCUUUUGUCAUGUACCACCCUUUUCGUGUCUCGGACUAUACGCCUUGUAUAUUGAACAUGGGGGUUGUGAAUGAGAAGAAAAUUCAACCUUUCAAGUUUCCUAACUUCAUUGCCUCAAAGCCGGAAUUCCUGAAGUGUGUGGAACAGGAAUGGAGGAGAUCGAUUCCAGGGUUUAAUAUGUUUUCGGUUACAAAGAAGCUUAGUAAUCUGAAACCGCACUUAAGGAAGAUUUUAUUUAACCAGGGAAAUUUACAUGCUAAGGUGUCAGAGCUUAGAAAAAAGUUGGAUGAGAUUCAAGUUCGUCUCGACAAGAGUCCGUUGGAUGGCAAUCUUCGUCAACUUGAAGCGGCUUGUCUUCAAGACUUUCAAUCGGCUGCUUAUGAUGAGGAAUGUUUCCUCAAACAAAAGUCUAAGGUUGAAUGGUUGUGUGCUGGAGACUCUAAUACAAAGUACUUCCACAAUGUGGUGAAAAGCCGUAACGCGAGAAACAAAAUUCAUAGUGUUAAAGACACUUCGGGGAUCCGCCAUGAAGGUAGUGGGGUUGCGGCUGCCCUAGUCACUCAUUACUCCAAUUUUCUUGGUGUUGAGGACCAGGUAACUCCCAUUAAUUUGGAUAGUAUUUUUGUUAAUGUUAUUAGCCAUGAAGCUGCUACUAAUAUGGUUAGACAAGUUACUAGAGAGGAAGUCAAAGCGGCUAUGUUUAAUAUUGGUGAAAAUAAAGCCCCGGGUCCUGAUGGGUAUACGUCAGCAUUUUUCAAGAAGGCUUGGGAUAUUAUCGGUAAUGAAGUUACGGAUGCGGCGGCUGAUGUAACCUCGGCAUUUAAAUUUCAUCAUCAAUGUGCUAAGCAGAGAAUUAUCAAUGUUUCCUUUGCGGACGAUUUGUUCAUAUUUGUCCAUGCUGACAUUUGCUCGGUCAAAAAGGUUAGAGAUGUUCUGGAAUUGUUUACUAGUUGGUCAGGGUUAGUACCGAGCCCAACCAAGAGUACUGCCUAUUUUUCGAAUGUGCCAUCUCUAGUGAAGCAGCAGAUUCUUUCGUUGAUGCCUUUCCAAGAAGGUAAUCUUCCGGUUAGAUAUCUUGGGGUGCCUCUUAUUUCCACAAAACUUAUUUUUAAAGAUUGUAAAAUCUUGAUUGAUCGCAUGGAGAGCAGAAUCACGAGCUGGAUUUCUAAGUCGUUGUCCUUUGCGGGCCGCCUUCAACUUAUUAAUUCAGUGUUAUCUUCUAUGCACAUCUACUGGGCUUCAGUUUUUAUUCUCCCUGCUCGGGUAAUUUCUGAAUUGGAGAAGAGGAUGCGUCGUUUUUUAUGGAAUGCUGGUUCUUUGGGCAGAAUUCGUGCCAAAGUUGCUUGGUCUGAUGUUUGUUUGCCUAAGGAUGAGGGAGGUUUAGGUAUUCGAAAUGUUGGGGAUGUCAAUAAAGCUCUCAUGACAAACCACAUAUCGAGUAUUAUUACUAACCGUGAGUCUCUUUGGGUUCGAUGGAUCCACUCGUACAAGUUAAAGGGUAGAAGUUUUUGGGAGGUGCCGUGUAGGGGGAGUGUGAGUUGGGGUUGGCGUAAACUUUUAUCCAUUCGGAAUUUGGUUCGUCCCUACAUGGGCAUGUCUAUCAGAAGUGGCGCUCAGACUAAUGCAUGGUGUGAUAACUGGUGCUCCUUGAGUCCGAUCAGUACUUUUAUCACACCGAGAACCAUCUCUAAUGCGGGUUUCAAUUUGCACACUACAGUUGCGGAUAUAGUUGAUGCUUCGGGUCAAUGGCGAUGGCCGGCCGCUUGGUAUGAUUUGUUUCCUGUGUUGAUAAACUUACAGCCACCAUCUCUUGUUCACAAUGUACCAGAUAAACCUAUGUGGAAAGACUUGGAUGGUAAAGAUAGUUUUUUCAGCUCUAAGCAAGUUUGGAAUAAUAUUAGGAGUCGGGGUGAUACGGUUUCUUGGUUCAAUAUGAUAUGGUUUUCACAAUGUAUUCCAAGACAUUCGUUCCAUAUGUGGCUGGUUAUAAGGAACAAGCUCAAAACGCAAGAUCGCCUUAUGACUUGGGAAGCGGGGAGUGCAACGAACUUAAGGCUUAUGUGUUGUCCGCUGUGUCGUUAUGAUCGUGACUCUCGUGAUCACCUUUUUUUCCAAUGCAGUUUUGCGUCGCAAGUGUGGAAUAAUGUUAAAACUUUGGUUAAUUUGGAGAAUGUCUCUGACUCUUGGGCAUCCAUCUGUGCAUGGAUGGAACGCACGGCUUCUUCAAAGACGAUGAAUGUUAUAGUGGGCAAGAUUUUGAUUGCGGCUACGGCAUAUUUUGUUUGGCAGGAACGAAACGCUAGACUUUUCUCUCAUAAUCACAAGUCGGCUGAAGUGGUGACAGAGUUAGUCAAGCACACAGUCCGGUUAAAGCUUAUGGGAUUCAAGUUCCGUGGUAGUGCAGAUCGGAGUAGAGUGCUAAAGGCUUGGAAGAUUUAUUCAAAUGAAGAUGAUUUCGAUCCGGGUUAG
This is a messenger RNA of Helianthus annuus (common sunflower), 3108 nucleotides long. RefSeq lists its product as uncharacterized. The record is from RefSeq and is a predicted model, not a curated record. NCBI's taxonomy places the organism in Eukaryota, Viridiplantae, Streptophyta, Magnoliopsida, Asterales, Asteraceae. The coding region runs from base 1 to 3108 and encodes 1035 amino acids. The transcript has 2 exons.